This is a messenger RNA of Megalobrama amblycephala (Wuchang bream), 1803 nucleotides long. RefSeq names its product ubiquitin-conjugating enzyme E2D 2 (UBC4/5 homolog, yeast), like (gene ube2d2l). Gene Ontology annotation, biological process: ubiquitin-dependent protein catabolic process; protein polyubiquitination. Gene Ontology annotation, molecular function: ubiquitin conjugating enzyme activity. The transcript is spliced from 9 exons. The record is from RefSeq and is a predicted model, not a curated record. NCBI's taxonomy places the organism in Eukaryota, Metazoa, Chordata, Actinopteri, Cypriniformes, Xenocyprididae. The coding region runs from base 383 to 895 and encodes 170 amino acids. Gene Ontology annotation, cellular component: nucleus.
UAGACGUCAGGACAGAUAGAGGGAGUGAGAAAGAGGACAUUUUGUAAAGAGAGAGAUAGAGAGAGAGAGAGAGAGCAAGCAAGAGAGAAAGAGAGAAAGAGAGAGGAGGUGGAGACACAUACAUACCUAUACAAGUGUUCAGUGUAGAAAUACAGGCCUUCCCGUUCAUACUCAAUAUAACGUUCAUUCUCGUCAGGAUUAUUAUCGGUCGGACAUCUGGGAUUCCGUUGGUCCAUUUGAACGGUUUAUUUUGUUCGUUUCCGUUACGGUCUCGUCGGGUUUCUGUUUGGUCUUUAGUGUCUGGCUAGCGAGCACAGCUAACCGCAGCUAGCCGGAUAAAUCUCCUCUUUUCUCGGCCUCAGGAGCCCAGUAUACACACAGAAUGGCAUUAAAACGAAUUCACAAGACACCCUCAUCAUCAAAGAAACCUCUGACCUCUACUUCCUGUAUGGUCACAUGCUCACAUGCACAGGAGCUGACUGAUCUGGGCCGGGACCCCCCAGCGCAGUGCUCAGCAGGGCCAGUUGGAGAUGACUUGUUUCACUGGCAAGCAACAAUUAUGGGACCUAAUGACAGUCCAUAUCAAGGGGGUGUGUUUUUCUUGACCAUUCAUUUUCCUACAGACUACCCUUUCAAACCACCUAAGGUUGCAUUCACCACAAGAAUUUAUCACCCAAAUAUUAACAGUAAUGGCAGCAUCUGUUUGGAUAUUCUAAGGUCUCAGUGGUCUCCUGCGUUAACUAUCUCUAAAGUUCUAUUGUCCAUCUGCUCACUGUUAUGUGAUCCAAACCCAGAUGAUCCAUUAGUGCCAGAGAUAGCACGUAUCUAUAAAACAGACAAUGAAAAGUAUAAUAAACUAGCCAGGGAAUGGACAGAGAAAUAUGCCAUGUUAUAGGGGUUAAGGUACAACAGAAUAGCUCGGGAAUGGACUCAAAAGUACGCCAUGUGAUACCUGAGGAACAUCAGACCAAUCUGCAGUAUAGCUGGAAAAAAAAUUUGACAACUUUUUUUUUUUUUUUUUUUUCUCUUCCCCUCAAUGAAUUGACAGUUCCCCAUGUAUUCAGACUAUUUCAGUUCUGCUUGGUUAUUUUGACCCCCUUCAACCUUCAUUCACAUGCUGUAAAAAAGACCACAAUAUUGCAAAGAUCACCAACUUUUAUGUUCAGAAAAAUGCUCGUGUCAAAGAAGCAUGUUUUAACUACGAGCUCAGACCUUUUUUAUUGAAAUAAGAAAAAGAAAACAUAACUAAGGUGAAACCAUCGAACGCUUCUGACUCACGACACUGGCUAGAGGUGCUAUUUAAGAAAAAGAAACAACGAUUCUGCAGGUGCCAGCGUACCUCUCAAAGUCGAUCUUUUGCUCGGUUGGCCUUCAUGUUUUUAUAUGCUUUUACAAUAGCAAUGAGAAGAACUAUGGUCUGUGAAAUAUAUUCUUGCUUAUAUCUGACUGUUUCUUACCAAAUCAGUCACGUCAUUGUAUCAGCAGUUACGGAAAAUAUAUAUUUUGCAUGUUAAUGGAACAAUUAAAGUAAUUGGUCUGUGGUCUGCCAAAAAUGAAUAUCUGCAGACGAUGUUAAGCGAAUACAUGUCCACUUUUAGAGUCUGAGAACUUAUUUUGUUACUCCUUUUCUCUCCUCUUUUUGAUGUUUUUAGAAUGGGAAGCUAUUAGUUUGUCUAUCCUCCUAAACACUGUUCUCUCAUUGCACUGAAUAUAUGUGAUUGGAAGCUCUCAAUGGAUGACCGAUCAACUAAUAGCUCGACUAGCUGUUCAUUUUGUUUGCUCAAUAAAGUUGCUAAACUAUCA